AUCCAUUCUGCCGUUUGGUAAAUCCUCCUUUAACUCAGAAAGCUGAUUGGCUUGGAAUUCCCUGGACUUGCAGGCAUGGUGUGUAACUGAUGAGGGACAGAGAGAAAGAGAGAGGACACAGUGAUGGAAUACUGAGCGAACGAGAGAGAGAGAGGAAACAGUGAUUUCAGAAGAGAGAGACACACACACACAGAGGGAGAGAGGUACAGCUGGCUGGACAGACAAAAGGAAAUGAGAUGAGAGCUGUAUUUACAGAGAGGACACACUGAGGAUUGUACGGCAGCCCCAGAUACUGUCUUUUCGUCAGCCCCAAGCUCUGGGAUAACACUUAUUUUAUUUUCUUUUGGAUGGGGCUCCGUAUAAUGUCACCGCCAAUUAAAGAGCUGGCCUGUUUCUCCCCUGUACUGUGUCAGUGCAAGGUGGUGUGUACCAACAAGACUCUGUCCCUCAUGUUUGGCUGUAAGAAAUAUCGGUACCAAGAUGAAGACACCCCACCCCUGGAGCACAGCCCAGCACACCUUCCCAAUCAGAUGAAGGGGCCAGAGCUCGUCCAUGUUUCGGAGAAGAACUUGUCACAAAUCGAGAAUGUCCAUGGCUACGUGUCCCACUCGCACAUCUCCCCGAUGAAGCAGAUGGACCCGGCUGAGCUCUGUAUCUCGGCAAACUCACCUCCAGUGAUCGUGAACACCGACACCUUGGAUGCACCCCCUUAUAUCAAUGGUACAGAUGGAGAGAUCGAAUAUGAGGAGAUCACGCUGGAGAGGGGGAACUCUGGUCUUGGAUUCAGCAUUGCAGGAGGCACGGACAACCCACACAUUGGAGACGACCCCAGUAUCUUCAUCACCAAAAUAAUCCCUGGUGGGGCAGCAGCUCAAGAUGGCAGACUCAGGGUGAAUGAUAGCAUCCUGUUUGUGAAUGAUGUGGACGUCCGGGAGGUGACCCAUAGCACAGCUGUGGAAGCCCUGAAGGACGCUGGCUCCAUCGUCCGGCUCUACGUCAUGCGCAGGAAGCCGACAGCUGAGAAGAUCGUGGAGAUCAAACUCAUCAAAGGACCCAAAGGGCUUGGAUUCAGCAUUGCUGGAGGGAUCGGGAAUCAACACAUUCCAGGGGACAACAGCAUAUAUGUCACAAAGAUCAUCGAGGGUGGUGCAGCGCACAAGGACGGCCGUCUACAGAUAGGAGACAAGAUCCUGGCGGUAAACAAUGUGGGGUUGGAGGAUGUGAUGCAUGAAGAUGCAGUGGCCGCCUUGAAGAACACGUCAGACAUUGUGUACCUCAAGAUCGCCAAACCCACCAGUCUCUACAUCAAUGACACCUAUGCUCCUCCUGAUAUCACAACCUCCUACUCCCAGCCCCUGGACACCGAGCUUGGACACUCAAACUACCUGGGCACAGACUACUCGCAGACCCUCACCCCCUCCUCUCCACGCCGUUACUCGCCUGUGCCUAAAGGGUUGAUGGGAGAAGACGAUAUCCCACGGGAGCCUCGGAGAGUGAUGAUCCACCGUGGCUCAACAGGCCUGGGCUUCAACAUCGUGGGCGGUGAAGACGGGGAAGGCAUCUUCAUCUCCUUCAUUCUGGCUGGUGGCCCAGCGGACCUGAGUGGGGAGCUCAGGAAGGGAGACCAGAUACUCUCGGUGAAUGGAGUGGACCUGCGGAAUGCCACUCACGAGCAGGCCGCUGCCGCGCUGAAAAAUGCAGGACAGACCGUGACCAUCAUUGCUCAGUACAAGCCAGAAGAGUACAGCCGGUUUGAGGCGAAGAUCCACGACCUGCGGGAACAGCUGAUGAACAGCAGCAUUGGCUCAGGGACCAGCUCACUGCGCAGUAACCACAAACGAGUCUUCUACAUCCGGGCCCUCUUUGAUUAUGACAAGACGAAGGACUGUGGCUUCCUCAGCCAAGCCCUCAGCUUCCACUUUGGGGACAUCCUGCAUGUCAUUGAUGCCUCAGACGAGGAGUGGUGGCAGGCCCGCAAGGUGCACUCAGAUGGAGAAAGCGAGGAGAUCGGUUUCAUCCCCAGCAAGAGGAGGGUUGAGAGGAAGGAGUGGCCGAGACUAAAGGGCAAGGAACGGGACAUUCCUGGUGUUGGAGACGUGGGUCUACAAGGGAGCCGUGACGAUCGGGUUUUGAGCUACGAGGCGGUUGUACAGAUGGAAGUGCACUAUGCUCGCCCUAUCAUCAUUCUGGGUCCCACCAAGGACAGGGUGAACGAUGACCUGCUCUCCGAAUUCCCAGACAAAUUUGGAUCCUGUGUUCCACAUACGACCCGGACCAAACGUGACUACGAGGUGGAUGGACGGGACUAUCACUUCGUAGCGUCCCGCGAGCAAAUGGAGAAGGAUAUUCAGAACCACAGGUUCAUCGAGGCAGGCCAGUACAACACACACCUGUAUGGGACCAGCGUACAGUCGGUGCGUGAGGUGGCGGAGCAGGGCAAGCACUGUAUCCUGGAUGUGUCAGCCAACGCAGUGCGGAGAUUGCAGGCAGCACAUCUUCACCCUAUCGCCAUCUUCAUCAGACCAAAAUCCCUGGAAAACAUCCUGGAGAUCAACAAACGGCUGACAGAGGAACAGGCCCGGAAGGCCUUCGAGAGGGCGGUGAAACUGCAGCAGGAUUUCACCGAGUGUUUCUCAGCUGUGGUUGAAGGCGACAGUUUCGAGGAGAUCUACGUCCGUUGCAAACACAUCAUCGAGGAGCAUUCUGGACCUUACAUAUGGGUCCCUUCCCGGGAGAGACUGUAGAACAUCCUCCCUUCACACCUCUCCCCAAUCUUCCCCACCUCCAGGCUGACCAAUCUCAUGUGUCCAUGACCUGCCCCUUCCCCACAGCUUCUGAAGCCGCUAUUGCCUCCCGCAGGAUCCGACCUCCCCCCUCUGCGCACCACGCAGCUCUUUUGUUCUGUCACUUGUUCCAUUUCCAGGAUGGAGAGUCAGGGGAAAAAAAGAUGGAAAUUUUUGUCAAAGAAUGGAAGAGGCAGACAGCCUCACGUGUGACCUAUUAGUUUCUGCUCUCUCCAUGAUGACCGCUUUGUGCAUGCUUCAUGUUAAAAGCAAGCAAACAGCAAGGAUCCGAUGAAGCAGCUUCAUCCUGCAUUGAACGAGGAGCUGCAUUUGCCUAGCCUGGGCUGUGGAUAGCACAGACUGUGGCUCGCUGUCUGGGUGACUGUAAAUAAUUUACUUAUUUAACUGAAGAACAUACACAUGCGAGUGAAAUGAAACGGCAACAAGAUCUGAAAAUUGAUUGCGUUCCAUUCUUUUCUGUUCAUCCCGUGUGCCGCCUGCCUGUGUCCCAAAGACAGAGGAAAAACCACAAACUUCAGAAAAACUAACUUUUAAGGAGCAAAUGGAUUCAGAGAGGCUUCCAUCCAAAGAGCAAGGCUCUGUGCUCUCUGGCUCACUGUCGCACCCUGUGGGAAUCGAGAUUUUCCUCUAUGCCUGUUAUGAGACAUGGCCAUUUGCCCCCUCCCCCUCCCUCUCCCCCUCCCCACCGGCCUUGGGAAGAAUGGGCCACCACUGCAUGGAGACCGUGACUGUGCUGUCCACCUGCUUCCUUCACUCUUUUUCACUGCUCUUACCCUACGACAGUUGUGUUUCGACCCUGUUUUCUUUAGUUGCUGGGACCCUCAACACCUCUGUUCCCUUCCCACUUAUCUGAUGGAACAGGCCUGACAGGCACAUGCAGAGUUAAAUGUUGAGUGGUUUAGGGGGAUGCUGGUCUUUCAUAUCCCAGCACUCGAAUCGUAUUACUGUUGGUUCUCUGUGUGAGACUAGGCUAUGGGUUAGUGGGGUGGGGUGGUUGGGUGAGUGGGGAAGUGCUUCUCGAUGUUUCCAUCACUGUUAUAAUCUGGAAUUGGAGGAGGAGGCCAAGCAGUUAGUGUGGACAGGUUUUGGAUUCCCAGCAGGGCAGAGAUCAUCUCUUUCUCAGUCCAGACAACUUGACCUCGUAAACUCUCCGAGACCCAGUCACCCAUGGCAGCUUCUGAUUUAGUAUGGCCUCCGGUACCUCUCUUUAGGAAAACACUAAGUGUUUGGGGUACAGCCACUUUGGGGUAAGGAAGGGUGUCCUCUCAGUCUGGAGAGCUGUGACACUACCCCCGGUCCAAUUGUCAUUGCCCUGUGAAUCACUUGCCCCCUGUUGAGGGCUGGUUGACAGGAUCUCUCUCCUGUCACAGGCUUUUAACUAGAUGGACCAUCUUCUACUAGUGGGAUAUCAGAAGGGAGGGAACAGUUCAAAGGCUGUGACCUCCCCUACCUCACUUUUCCGUGUCACCCAGACUUUUCUCUGGCCUUCUGAGCAACUACUCUUUGGACGGAGGAGCCACGUUGUCUCCUGGAGGGGAGGGAAAACAGGAAGGGCUGAGGGAGACACGGGAUCUGGGAGUCCAGCAUUAGAACUUGCCCAGGAGACCCACACUCAAAUUUUCAGGUUGGCUGGGGUCACCUGUGAUGAUGAACUGCUGGGAAAUGAGGAUUUUGUGGAAGAGGAGGUUGAAAGCAGAGGGAGGGGUGUGCCCAUGCCAGCUAGCCCUGGGGAACAGGGUCUCCCACAGGUAACUAUUUAUCACUAACCCACAGUGUUGGCUUGGGAUGGUCCAGAGUGGGGCAGGAGUCAGCGGUUACCACACGGACUUCCACACCCCACCCUCCACCUGAUCCCAAAUCCCACUGGUGUGCUACGAUUCCUACAGGAGUGAGUUUCUGGGGUCUACAAGCAUCUGAUCCAUGAGGUGUUUCAGUAAAUGGAUUCUGAGGCUCCCAAGAUGGCAGAGCCUGAGGAUAACUUGUCCCACCCAACCUCUCCAUUGCCCACCUGACAAGGAAAUUCAGUACCCAGCAGAUCAGAAACUGGGCCUAGAUUGGGCAUGUGUGGUUUGCAAAACUGCUGUCAUCGAUUCCUCCCCUGAAUUAGCUGUGAUCAUCCCACCUGUGAUGUUAUGAUGGACUGGAUGCUAUUGUAAGUGAGUGAACAAAGUUAUAAAAGUUUUAUUUUAAAUGUU
Molecule: messenger RNA, 4999 nt
Organism: Mobula hypostoma (lesser devil ray)
Lineage: Eukaryota; Metazoa; Chordata; Chondrichthyes; Myliobatiformes; Myliobatidae
Product: disks large homolog 4
Exons: 22
Coding region: 348-2744 (798 amino acids)
Biological process (GO): chemical synaptic transmission; establishment or maintenance of epithelial cell apical/basal polarity; AMPA glutamate receptor clustering
Cellular component (GO): postsynaptic density membrane; basolateral plasma membrane; neuron projection
Molecular function (GO): kinase binding
Source: RefSeq, a predicted model, not a curated record